Neofelis nebulosa (Clouded leopard) is the source of this 1097-nucleotide messenger RNA. RefSeq names its product chromosome 16 C17orf107 homolog (gene C16H17orf107). The coding region runs from base 43 to 315 and encodes 90 amino acids. The transcript is spliced from 4 exons. NCBI's taxonomy places the organism in Eukaryota, Metazoa, Chordata, Mammalia, Carnivora, Felidae. The record is from RefSeq and is a predicted model, not a curated record.
CGGACGCGUGCCCCGCUGGCCCUCCUUCCGCCGCCGCCGGCCAUGAAGGGGACCCCCAGCUCCCUGGAGACCCUGCUGUGGGUCUACCACUUCCACAGCUCCACGGAGGUGGCCCUGCAGCCCCCGCUCCUGUCCUCCCUGGAACUCGCUGUGGCCGCGGCCCAUGAAUUUCUGGAGCAGAGGUUCAGGGAGCUCGAGUCCCUGGAGUCGCAGCGGCCGCAUGCCCCGAAGCCCACCCUGGGGCUGGUGCUGAGAGAAGCCGCGGCCAGCGUCGUGAGCUUCGGCGCCACCUUGUUCGAGAUCUCCGCCCUGUGACUGCAGCAGGAGGUGCGGCGGCUGGACGGCGGCGCCGGCAGCUCGGGCCCAGCCCGGGGCGCCGGGGAUCCGGGCGGAGCGCUGGCCCGGGUGGCCCGGGCCGCGGUCCAGGGGGCGCGGCACGCGGGGGCUGCGGCGGGCACUAGCGCCCGGCUCGCACUGCAGGGGGCGUGGCUGUGCCUGUGUGGGCGGGGCCUGCAGGGGUCCGCCUCCCUCCUGCAGCAGUGGCGACGUCAGCUGGGCCUGGGGACCCCCGGGGAACUGAGAUACUCGGGAGACCUCCAGGUGGCAUCCAGUGGCAGCACGGAGAACGGGGGACCAGAGAACCCGCCGCCGCCGCAGCCCCGCCCCGCCCCGCCUUCCAAUAAAGCCCAGACGGGACCGGACCCAGAGCAGCUCCCGGUUUCGCGUGCCCUUGGCCGCGCCCCCGGCCCCGCCCCCACACGCUGGCCCCGCGCACGCGUGGGCUCCUCCGCGGCCCUCUGCCUUCACCUGCCCAGCAUCGGCACGCUCAGCGACGUCUCGGGGGUUUUCUGGGCGAUCAGGAACAAGAAGACGGUCUGCGCCAGCAGGACGUUGAUGGACACGGUGCACUUCUGGCCGCCGGCUGGAGGGAGCGGCCGGUGAGAGCGGGUCCCGCUCCCAGCGGCGAGCCCGGGGUUGGGGUCCCGGCGGCCCCUUACCCUGCGCCGGCAGGAAGUAGGCGAGCAGCACCAGGCCCGAGAUGAGCACGCAGGGCACGAUGAUGUUGAUUGUGUAGAAGAGCGGCUUCCGGCGGAUGA